GGACGGCCGGGAUUGGUUCCCCCACUCCUCUCAGCAGGGGCUCGGGCUGCAGUUUCUUGUCGGCGUCGGGGGGAUAAACGGUCGGGAUAAACGGUGGGAGCCAGCUCCGGCCCUGCGGAUUGGCUGCCCCCAACGUUCUACUGCUGCUGCGUCAGCUGCCGCCGCCGCAGCUGGGGGGGUGUGAGGCCGCUGGCUGCACGCUGCCCUCCGCGGGGAGAGGGUGGGGGGAGCUCCUUUCCCUGCUGCCAAGUGCCCUGUUCCUGUCAAACAGCGCCCCCAGGCAAUGCCAUGCCGCCCCUGCCCUCACCUGCACAUAGAAGGGAAACCCCUAUGCAACAGACCGCAGGUCCCUGCGACAGGUUACCUGUAUCACGCAGCUGACCAGCAAAUGGCUCCACAAAUUGGGGUCGACUGGAGAAUGGCGCCAUAAAUUGAGACUGGCUGUGCGUGCAUGGCGAUUAUCGCACAGUUGGCUGGUGAAGCAUGGAUACACGUGCCAAGACACUCUGAAAAUGGCAGAAGCCCAUCAAGCAGUAGCAUUUCAGUUUACAGUAACUCCAGAUGGGAUUGACCUGCGAAUGAGCCACGAGGCUCUCAAGCAGGUCUAUCUCUCUGGUCUUCAUUCCUGGAAGAAAAAGUUCAUCAGAUUCAAGAAUGGGAUUAUUACUGGUGUGUAUCCUGCUAGUCCAUCCAGUUGGCUUAUUGUAGUGGUGGGCGUGAUGUCAACAAUGUAUGCCAAAAUUGAUCCUUCCUUAGGAAUAAUCUCUAAAAUCAACCAAACUCUUGAUACAACUGGUUAUAUGUCCAACCAAACACAGAACAUUGUGAGUGGGAUACUUUUUGGCACAGGCCUGUGGGUGGCCCUCAUUAUCACAAUGCGCUACUCGUUAAAGAUGCUUCUUUCCUACCAUGGAUGGAUGUUCGCUGAACAUGGCAGACUUUCUACCGGAACCAAGAUUUGGAUGUCACUAGUAAAGCUUUUCUCAGGAUGUAAACCAAUGUUAUACAGCUUCCAGACAUCUCUGCCACGACUACCAGUCCCAUCUAUUAAAGACACUGUUACCAGGUAUCUGGAAUCAGUUCGGCCACUUAUGAAUGAUGUAGAAUUCAAAAGAAUGGAUGGUCUUGCCAAAGAUUUUGCAGUUAAUCUUGGACCAAGACUCCAGUGGUAUUUGAAGCUGAAAUCCUGGUGGGCUACAAACUAUGUUAGUGAUUGGUGGGAAGAGUACAUCUACCUUAGAGGACGUGGGCCAAUAAUGGUUAAUAGUAAUUACUAUGCAAUGGACUUCUUGUGUGUUGCUCCUACAUCUAUUCAGGCUGCUAGAGCUGGUAAUGUUAUACAUGCACUUCUGCUGUACAGAAAGCAACUGGACAGACAAGAAAUCAAGCCAAUUCUUCUGAUGGGAUCCACUGUUCCACUCUGCUCAGCUCAGUGGGAGCGGAUGUUUAAUACCUCCCGUAUCCCAGGAGAGGAAACAGACACUCUCCAGCAUGUGAAGGAUAGCAAACACAUUGUUGUGUAUCAUAAAGGACGUUACUUCAAAGUCUGGGUGUACCAUGAUGGCAGACUGUUGAAACCUCGAGAAAUUGAGCAGCAGAUGCAAAGAAUUCUAGAUGACAGUUCAAAGUCGCUUCCUGGAGAAGAGAAAUUAGCAGCUCUUACUGCAGGAGAUAGAAUACCGUGGGCUAAAGCUCGUCAAGCCUAUUUUGGACGGGGAAAGAACAAGCAUUCCUUGGAUGCAGUUGAAAAAGCAGCUUUCUUUGUAACUUUGGAUGAAAGCGAGCAAGGAUACAGGGAAGAGGAUCCAGUGACAUCAUUGGACACAUAUGCAAAGUCACUGCUGCAUGGCAAAUGUUAUGACCGAUGGUUUGACAAAACAUUCACGUUGGUUGUGUUCAAAAAUGGCAAAAUGGGCCUGAAUGCAGAGCACUCUUGGGCAGAUGCUCCUAUUAUUGGGCACCUGUGGGAGACUACUAUGGCAAAUGACUACCUCCUGCUGGGUUAUUCAGAGGAUGGACAUUGCAGAGGAGACACCCAUCAAAAUAUUCCUUUUCCUACCAGACUACAGUGGGAAAUCCCUGAAGAAUGCCAAGAAGUGAUUGAGAAGUCUCUGAGUACUGCAAGUGCUCUUGCAGAGGAUGUGGAUUUUCAUUCUUUUCCCUUUGACACUUUCGGAAAAGGUUUAAUCAAAAAAGCCAAAAUAAGCCCUGAUGCCUUUGUACAACUUUCUCUACAACUGGCUCACUAUCGGGACAUGGGAAAAUUCUGCUUAACUUACGAAGCCUCUAUGACACGCCUGUUCAGAGAGGGCAGGACAGAAACAGUUCGCUCGUGUACUACUGAAUCAUGCAGUUUUGUUCGAGCCAUGGAAGAUCCAGCGGAAAGUACUGAGAAGAAGCUUAAGCUACUCAGGAUUGCUGCUGCUAACCAUCAGCAUUUGUAUCGCUUUGCCAUGACGGGUGCUGGCGUUGAUCGCCAUCUCUUCUGCCUUUAUGUUGUGUCCAAGUAUCUUGGUGUUGAUUCUCCUUUCCUUAAGGAAGUUUUAUCAGAGCCUUGGAGAUUGUCAACAAGUCAAACACCGCACCAGCACAUAGAUCUGGAGAAGAACCCUGAGUGUGUGUGCAGUGGUGGAGGCUUUGGACCUGUUGCUGAUGAUGGCUAUGGUGUAUCUUACAUUAUUGUGGGGGAAAAAUUAAUCAAUUUCCAUGUGUCCAGCAAAUUCUCUUGUCCUGAGACGGAUUCUCAUCGUUUUGGAGAGAACAUCAGACGAGCAAUGAUUGACAUUGUGUCUUUAUUUGGCUUUGGUAAAAACUCUACCAAGUGAUCGUCUUACAUCAGUGCAGUCAGUCUCUUGCUGUUGGGGUGAGAACUCUUCUGAUCAGUGAAUGGAAAUCAAAGCACAUGCUAAGCAACAGUUGAGGGGCACCUGAGUCGCAAUUAUCUCUGAACAAGGAUUCCUCAUCUUGGGCGUAAUUCAAAUGCUCCAUCAUUUUGCAGCUCAGAAGAGUUUUCUUUCCACGAAGGAUGACUUUUGAUAUUCUAUGUGUUUCUAGAAAUACAGCAAGACAACAUUAUGUGAAAGCAUAUGUACUCUAACUACUCUAGGCUUAUCUAAGUUUUGUGUACAUUUGAUUAUUUUUACUUUAAAAUCUGAGUCUACUUAUAUUCCAUAAAUGAAAUGAUAAAAUGUAUUAAGUUAACCUCAAAAUGGCAGUAAAGAGUUAAUAUGUACUGGUAACAGAAUAUUGAUUAAAAUGUAUCUGUUGCUUCUAUCAAUGACCAGAUGGGGCAUUCACUUUCCUUCACCUUUUAAAUAUAAAUGUAACCCUGACUUAUUUUUUCAGCUAGAACAUUACAUUCAAGUUAUCUGUGCUUUUUUGAAAUACAUGUGUGUUACAGUGGGUGAUAAAAUGCUUGCAUUAUCUAAGAUGGCAGGUGUCAUCUACUUUUUCUCCAUGUUUUAUAAGCAUGUAGUUUUACCACAGCUUUAAUUGUACUGCCAUAUGAAAGGGCCUGCAUGUUUGUUCAAGCCAGUGCCUUACAAAUGAAAAGCCCUACAUCCAGGAAAAUCCUUACACUGUGAGGUUGUUUGCAUUUUUUCUAUAAAGUUUCUAUGAUGGAAUAGGUGAAUGGGAUUGGACAUAAGCUCUUAAAUAAUUUAUUUUGAUGCAACGUAAGGUAAAAGUGAGCAUGUUUCUGUGUAGUGCAAUCUGGCUCUUUUGUACAAUGAAAGAACAGCCCCUGGUGAGAAACAGAGCUCAGUUCUUUUCAGAACUACUACAUUCCUUAGAAAACACCAUUUGUCCUGUGGGAUAUCAAAUAACACCUAAGACAACUGCUGCAUUUUGUGCACAGAUUCUCUUAGGUUUCACAGAUUGUAAUCAUUAGUAACAAGUAAACUUGCUGGAAAAUCUACAGCAGCAGACUGACUGAAGCUGAAAACUGCAGCUUGUUUCCUCUUAUACCAUCACUAUAAUUCCCUUCAUCUACAUGGGGAAAAGGUUAGGAGUUCACACCAUAGAAAUAAUGGUCCCAGAAAAGAAAAAUGUCCGUCUCAGAUCCCUGCCUGGGCAGGUCAUUGAUCAAGUUAAACAAGAUCCUGCCUGAGGAAAGCAAUAGGAGGGAGAGAACUUGCGUAGUUUCUCAAUCUUAAAAAGAUUGAGAGUAUUUUCUGAGUAAUACUUCUAGUUUUUACAUUCUCUCUCAAAGAUUUUCAUCCUGAACAAUAUGCAAAUUUAACUCCUACAUUUAAAAAAGAGGCCUUGAUGAGGGUCAGAGCUGAGUAGUUAUGUAAAUAUUGUAAUGCAAGAACCCCACAGAAAUGGGCCAAAGACUUUUUAUUUGGUCAAGGACAAAAAGAUUAUGACAUAAGCCUUACUGCAACUGCGGCAUCUAAUCAAACAGCUGCAGCAAUUUCAUGGUGAAUUGUCCUUUUAUAGCUGCAGAAAUCAUGCACUAUUUAUAUUGACCACUGACCAAUCUGUUAAAUUAACAUAAACAUGUUAGCUUGUAGGAUAAUUUUUUUUAUUAAGAACACAUUUAGGUUGACUCUCAGGUUUUAAAUGUUUCAAAUGUAAUUGUAGUUAGUGCAGUUAUCAAUGCAAUUUUACAUUCUUUAAGAGAAUGUAAACAUGAUUGGCACAGGAAGAAUUGGUUUUUAUUGUACAUGUUGAAAAGGGUGAUAAAAAAAAGUGUUAUGUAUUUUUAUUUGGAGCAGAUCCUAAUUUCUAAACAGAUCUUGCUUGCAUUUCAUUUGUGUUAGAAUGUUAACUGCAUGUAAAUAAAAUGUACUUCUUUGGAUGUAAAUCUUAGAAAUACACAGUGAAUGUAAGCUAUCAUUAAUAAAGCAAUUAAUUUAAAUUGUCAUAUUCUCCAUAUUGUGUAUACUAUAAAACCACUCAUUUCUGUUUUCUUAAAUGCCAUAGGAAUAUGACUAGUAAUUGCUAUUUUUAAUUAUUUUUCCAGUAUGUUGUAUAUAAUAUUAGAGUCAUUAUUGAGUUAAAAUAUAUUUCAGAAAAAAAAUGUAUUGGUUACUAAUACUUUUAAUCACUGAUUCUAAAACAGUGAAAUAAGAGAAGAGAAGGACAGGAGGAAAAACUGAAGUUGAAUGGACAUUAGAAUUUGGAUGGAAUGAUAGUAAUAAACUAUUGCAUGGCAGUAAGGAAUUGGCUGGAUCCCUCAGCUGCAAAAUUCCAGAUUUCAAAUUUUUCUUUCAGACCAACACGGCUACCAAGUACACCCCUGAAACAUGGAAGAUGCCGAAUUUCAGCCGAUUUUGGAUUUUAAACUUCAUUGCAGAACAACAAGGAAGUUUUUUUUUUUUUUUGUUUUGUUUU
This is a messenger RNA of Alligator sinensis (Chinese alligator), 5337 nucleotides long. RefSeq names its product carnitine palmitoyltransferase 1A (gene CPT1A). Gene Ontology annotation, biological process: carnitine metabolic process; fatty acid metabolic process. Gene Ontology annotation, molecular function: carnitine O-palmitoyltransferase activity. Lineage: Eukaryota; Metazoa; Chordata; Crocodylia; Alligatoridae. The record is from RefSeq and is a predicted model, not a curated record. Gene Ontology annotation, cellular component: mitochondrion. The transcript is spliced from 19 exons. Bases 513 to 2825 code for a protein of 770 amino acids.